Molecule: messenger RNA, 644 nt
Organism: Hipposideros armiger (great roundleaf bat)
Lineage: Eukaryota; Metazoa; Chordata; Mammalia; Chiroptera; Hipposideridae
Gene: UQCC5
Product: ubiquinol-cytochrome c reductase complex assembly factor 5
Exons: 3
Coding region: 163-462 (99 amino acids)
Source: RefSeq, a predicted model, not a curated record
GCGUUCUGAUUGGUUGCUCCUGAAAUUGCUCGGCAACUAGACCUCCGGACCUGGCAAGGACAGGCGGGACAGGUUCUGCCGCUCUGCGCUUCGGCCCAGAGGCUGGUGCAGCUUUCGUCGCUCCUGGUCCUGCCGUACCCGUCUUCAUGACCUCGGUGGAGCAUGUUUUCCAAGGCCCAGGUGAGGCGGGUUCUGCAGCGAGUGCCCGGGAAGCAGCGACUCGGCGUCUACCGGUUUCUGCCCUUCUUUUUUGUUCUGGGAGGAACGAUGGAGUGGAUCAUGAUUAAAGUACGCGUGGGCCAGGAGACCUUCUAUGAUGUCUACCGUAGAAAAGCCUCAGAAAGACAGUAUCAGAGGAGGCUGGAAGAUGCAUCAGAGACUGAACUUCAGCAGUCAAUAAACACUACCUACAGCAAGCUCAGAGUCACUGCUCAGAGAUGGCUUGAAUGUGAAGACCAGUGAUGACCAGCAGCACCAGGGAGAGGAAGGUGGUUCUCAUGUACACUUGCAUCACCUAAAGAAUUCCUGGUGAACUGAACUUCAGGGGCAUUUUAGUGAUUGAUGCAUAAGAAAUUAAAAUUGUGGUAUGAUUCAAUUAUGUGGCUUUAUUGCAUGUCCCCCUAUUCCUAGUUUUAGAAGCUUAA